Molecule: messenger RNA, 993 nt
Organism: Phragmites australis (common reed)
Lineage: Eukaryota; Viridiplantae; Streptophyta; Magnoliopsida; Poales; Poaceae
Exons: 2
Coding region: 116-646 (176 amino acids)
Source: RefSeq, a predicted model, not a curated record
UCUCUUCUUUCUCCCUCCUACACACUUAUAGUUAUAGGCACCUCGCAGUGGUCACCACCUCAAAGUGAGGUGAUCCCUUCCCCUCCCUCCACCCUCCUCUCCACUCCUCAACGUCAUGCUCCCAAGAAGGCAGAGCAACUUCCACCUCAGAGAGGAGGGUGGCGCCGUCCACCACCGCGGAGGCCUCGUCGUCGCGGCCAUGACAAGCGGCGUCCGGAGCGUGCGCGAGCGCGAGCGCGAGCGCCUCGUCGUGGGGCUCCAGAUCCUGGUGCACCACCAGCAUCACCUCCACGGCCGGCACACACACGCGCAAGCGGCGAACAUAGUCUUCAAGCAGAUGGUGAGGCCCCGCGCCACCGUCACCGCCGCCUCCUCGCGCCACGCCGUCUCGUGCAGCUUCCUCAAGGCCUGCUCCCUCUGCAGACGGGAGCUCAGCCCUAACAAGGACGUCUACAUGUAUAGAGGAGACCAGGGGUUCUGUAGCGAGGAGUGCCGGUGGCAGCAGAUCCUGGUGGACGAGGCGCGCGAGCGCGAGGCGGCGGUGGUCAGCAAGGAGCGCCAGCGGCGAGGGCAGGCUCGCCACCACAGCCCCCACCACACGCCCAUCCGGGGCAGACCGCCGGGGAAGACGCUUGCCGUAGCCUAGAGCCAGGCCAAGAACCGAUGGCCGAAGGCCAAAGCAUGGAGCAGUACUGAUCAAUUAGUAAUCCUCUCUUCUCAAUCAUAAGGAUGAGUACUAGAGACCAGCCAAUAAUCAAUCGAGCUGCGUCUAUAUAUGCAUGCCGUGGUUAUCACGCGUGAUGCAUGAGAUGGGAGAACGAAGGGGCUGGAAAAAAAAAAGGAACUAUCACAAAAGUUGAUUGGGUGUUUUUUUGUUGCAUGUUGCAGUCUUGAAAAUUCAGGGUGUAACUUGCUCUUGUUACCACACAUCCAAUUGAUUUCAGAACAUGGAAGGAAGUGAUCAAGGGGUCACGAAGAGGUAUAUUGUGCUUA